AUGACGCCUCGAUGCGGCGGGUCCGCGUCGUCCUCGAGCUUGAUGGUGAGCGGCCCGAGCUUCUCCGGCUCUUUCUUGACCGGAUUGAGCCGCGAGCUCGAGGCGCCCACGGACGAGCUCCCCGCGGCAGAGGAGCCGGAGGAGGCGCGGCGGCGGGCCCACGAAGAAACGAAAUGUAGCUACGCGGCCAGCGGCAACAGAGGAGGACGGAGCCGGAGGCGAUGGAGAGCACCGCCCGCGUCUUCCCGCCCCUUAAAGGGCCAGCCACGAACCGCCAAGCCGCCUAUCGUCUCAACCUCGAGCAACGCUUCGGCGACGCUGCGACCGUCGCCGAGGGCUUCCAAGCAGACGACGCGGCCGCCGGUCAGGGAGGACCCGCAACCGGAAGAGGAUGGAGGUCAGCGACGAGGAGAGCGUGACUGGCCCCGCCCGCUCGCUGGGCACGGACUCGGAGCCGGAGCAGCCGGACCCCGCCGCGGCCGCAGCGGCUAUCGCGCCGUACCCGGGGGACAUCGACGACGAGACCGCGGCCGACCUCGCCCGCCUGCUGGACCCGGACUCGGAGCAGCCGGACCCCGCCGCGCUCCGGGCGGGUAUGGCGCCGUACCUCGGGGACAUCGACCGGUACAUGCGGUCCCUGGAGGUGAGGGGCUUCUCGAUUCCCCUUCUCGUCCGAUCCUGCGUGUGGAGGCAUCGAGGAGGCCGAGGGAUGACUAUAUCUGGACAACACAGGAAGAUAUCAAUCCCAAAAUGAGGGCGGUCCUAGUGGACUGGCUGGUGGACGUGGCUUGUACAUUCAGGCUUCCUGCUGACACACUUCACCUUGCAGUUUCAUAUGUCGACCGCUUCCUCACAACAAGUGUCAUUAAACGGCAUGAGCUGCAAUUACUUGGUGUGACCGCAUUGCUUGUUGCUGCGAAAUAUGAAGAUGACAUAUUUGUGCAUGAGGUCCAAAGAUACAGGGGCGUUACUGGCAACACGUACACCGCGCAGCAGGUUGUGAAGAUGGAGACUGACAUACUGAAAUCUCUUAACUUUGAGAUGGGGAGUCCUACUGCAAGAACUUUUCUAAGGAGAUACAUAACUGUUUGCCGCGGACGCGAUCGUGCAAAAGCGGAGAAGCUGGAGUUUCUGUGUAGCUACCUUGCAGAAUUGAGCUUGCUGGACUAUGACUGCAUACAGUUCAAUCCAUCAGUUGUUGCUGCUGCCUACCUUUUUUUGGCCAGGUUCACAAUCAGCCCAACUGCCCAUCCUUGGAACCUGACGCUGCAAAGGAACACGAAAUACAAGGUCUCUGAUCUCAAGUCUUGCAUCUUGAUGAUACACGAAUUGCAGUUGAAUGGAACGUAUCCGGGCCUGAAAGAAGACGCCGUCAAAGUCAAGUAUAAUGAUCGCGAGCUUGAGGGUGUGUCGGCAAUGGCUUCACCUAAAAAUAUGCCUCCGCGUUUCCUGAAGAACAUCAGACGGUGAAAGGCCAAAGUACUCUUGCAACAUCUUUUGCAGGCGUUGCAGAAACUACAAAUAGGGUUCUUUUGUUAGUAGAUAGACUACAGGCUUUGUUCAGGCAUUAGGGAUUUGGGGCAUCAUCUGUCGGCUUCCUGCUUAUCCAUGCCUGCCGGGCUUUAGCAGAAUCAGUUCCAGUUCCAGUUGCGUUGUAGCAGUGCGGCUACCUUCAUUGAUAUGUUGCCAUGAUAUGCGACUGGAGCAUUUUUGUACAUAUGAUAGAAUACGAUGGUGCCAUACUCGGUGAUAUUCCAUAUGAAG
Messenger RNA from Triticum dicoccoides, 1764 nucleotides. Its product is annotated as G2/mitotic-specific cyclin C13-1-like. The transcript is spliced from 9 exons. The record is from RefSeq and is a predicted model, not a curated record. Bases 1 to 1470 code for a protein of 489 amino acids. NCBI's taxonomy places the organism in Eukaryota, Viridiplantae, Streptophyta, Magnoliopsida, Poales, Poaceae.